Molecule: messenger RNA, 1026 nt
Organism: Protopolystoma xenopodis
Lineage: Eukaryota; Metazoa; Platyhelminthes; Monogenea; Polystomatidea; Polystomatidae
Source: the annotation of a GenBank genome assembly
GACUCGAGUCCCGUCGGCGGCCUCUUGUACCCGCCGGACGAGGCCGGCGAGUGCUCGCGUCUGGUGCACAUCCUCAUGCGUUGGCCGGCGCCUCGGGAGGCGGGGCCGACUACUCGUCUGGCUCUACGAGUAGUAGUGCACGACGUGAACGACAAUCCGCCCGCCUGGCCGGGCCUCGAGGCGCAGCGCGUCAGUUUCGUGGAGACCAACGGUCCGGCCGCGACUUCCGUCGCCUCGGACGACGCGAUGCUGGCCGGCCUGUUGCGCGGCCAGGCCAAGAGUUUGGACCGCGCCGUCGACCCGGACGCCGGGAGCAACGGGACUCUGGUCUACCAGUUGGUGGGUCGCGGGGCCGACUGGUUCCAUCUGGACGAUCCUCAGCCCCGCGCGUCCGGACAGUCCGACACUGCCGGCUUCCUCUCCGCCCCGGUGGGCUAUCAUCUCGACGGGAUGGAGGAGUCGAUGGCCCGACUGACGGACUCGACCGGUCGGCGCAUCUCCACCGGCCGAGGUCUCGAGCCCCUGCGCAUCUGGCCGACCCGACCGUUGGACCGAGAAGCGGCCGAGCUACCCCUCGACGCCCAAGGCCGUCUCAACCUCACUCUUGUCGCCAUGGACACCGGCCUACCUCGGCAGACGGGCAGUAUUCCCGUGAUCAUCACACUCGUCGACCUCAACGACCAUGCGCCGCAGUUCCAGGCGUCUCGAGGCGCCGUCCUCUCCAGUCUCGGCUCGGAGUCCGGCGGCCAGGCGGCGAUGCUCACGUACCGGCCGCCGAGAGGCAUGCCAAUCCGUGAAGGCCUGAGAUUGGGCACUUCCGUUGUCAGGCUCAACGCCACCGACGCCGAUGCCGGCUUGCACGCAAAAGUUGUCUACGAGUUCUGUCCAUGCGAGAAGACUCGAGCCAGCGAAUACUUUGCCAUCGACCCGAACAACGGAGAGAUCACUGUCGCCAAGGCUUUAGACUACGACAGGGGACCAAGACGGUUUCAUUUCAAGGCAAGCAGAAUCCUUUUAUGCAAAUAA